GAAAAAAAAUGGUAUGAAAGAAAAAGUUUACAAUUUGACAAAAACAAUCAAAUUUUGAAAAAAAAUAAAAUAAAAUUAUAACUACGUUAAAUGUCAUAUACUAUUGAAUACAAACUAUACCCAAAUUAUUCUAUAGUGUGUACUUUUAUGUGAUUGUUUGCUCUUGUGUUAGAUUCUUUCUUUUAUUGAUUUCACGAAAAAGAAUAAAUUUUUCUAAAUGAAAGAAUUUAAAUUUAAAUAUACGCGGCUAGUCAAACGAACAACUAAAUAUUCGCAUUGCGCAAUAUUUAUGAUUGUGAUAUUAUAACCUGAUUUGCAGCUCUGGAUAAAAUGGGGGAAACAAUAAUAACUCUUUGUAUUAUUAUACAAAAGGCCACACAAUUGAAUUGUCUUAUAAAUAUCUGUUUAUAAAAUCUCUCUUCAAUUUUUUUUCAUCAAACUUCGCGAUUUGCUUUUACUUUCUGUAAUUUUAUACAUCAAUUCUUAUUUCUUGUUAAUCAAAUUUAUUCCUUUCCGCUAAAAUUCAGUGCAAAAAAUGGAAAAUAUGCAAGAAAUUAUACUCAAUGAUCAUAAAAAUAUUAAAUCAUUUGCAAAAAUUUGUGACAAUUUAGAGUUUUGGAUGACAAGGCUUCCGGCUCCACUUCGCAAUUUACCCAUAAUUCAUUUGUCCAUUCCCGGAUCACAUAACACAACGACCUAUACAAUCAAUCGUUACAAUGACAUUGGAAUUGAUGAAUCAAAAAUAUUACAAUUUUUCGGACAAUGUUUUCCAUUUAUUUUAAAACCAAUAAUUUUCAAUUGGUCCAUAAAUCAACAUGAAUCGAUAAAUGAACAAUUAAAUGGAGGAAUUCGUUAUCUUGAUUUACGUAUAGCGACAAAAUUAAAUAGUGAUUCAAUUUAUUUUCUUCAUGGACUCUAUGGAUCCGAGGUUAGUGAACCUCUUCAACAAAUUAAUGAUUGGCUCUCGUCACAUCCAUUUGAGAUCAUAAUUCUUGAUUUUCAACAUUUUUAUUCCUUCUCAGAGGAUCAUCAUCGACGUUUAAUUGGAAAAAUUAAAAAUAUUUUUCGCUGGAAAUUGUGUCCAGUUUAUAAUCGACUUGAUCAUAUUACAUUGCAAUGGUUGAUUAGUCAAAAAUAUCAAAUUCUCAUCAUUUACAGGAAUAUUGUGGCGAAAAAUUUUCAAGAUUUAUGGCCAAGUGGAAUGUGGCCAACACCUUGGCCUGAUACAACAAAUUCCAAAGAGUUAAAUGAAUUUUUAACUGAAACAAUUAAGAGAAGAUUGCCAAAUUUGGGUUUUAUUUCACAAUGUUUGCUAACUCCAAAUAUUUCCUAUGUGAUGAGACACUUGAAUGGUAAUUUAGAUAAAGAUUUAUCGGAAAAAUGUCGACUUGCCUCAUUUCCUUGGAUAAAUUCAAAUAAACCCGGACCUGGAGGUAUGAAUAUUGUUAUUACUGAUUUCGUUUCGCAUUGUGAUUUUUUAUUUUCAAAAACAGUGAUUCAACGAAAUGCAACUUUACUCGAGGAUGGAAAUUUAACCCGCCCUUAGAAAAAAGGCUUUUUUUUUUAAUAAGACUAAUAGGAAAUUUUAUUAUUAUUAUUAUUUUUUUUUUUCUAAAGGGAUACAAAAUUCUAUAAUAUAAUUGUGACAUGCGGUGAAUAAUCUUCUGACAUAAUUUCAACUGAAUACAUAUAAUAUAUAUAUAUUUCUCUGAGAUAAUUUUUUUUUAUAUACAAUAAAUAUGACAAUCACGAUCUAUAAAUAUUUAUCGAUUUUUAUUAAAAAAAAAAAAAAUCGUUAAUUUGUGACAAUGAAUAAAAAUGGUUUUUUCAGUGAAAAAGAA
Messenger RNA from Leptopilina boulardi, 1841 nucleotides. Its product is annotated as PI-PLC X domain-containing protein 3-like. Lineage: Eukaryota; Metazoa; Arthropoda; Insecta; Hymenoptera; Figitidae. The coding region runs from base 536 to 1546 and encodes 336 amino acids. The transcript is spliced from 2 exons. Gene Ontology annotation, molecular function: phosphoric diester hydrolase activity. The record is from RefSeq and is a predicted model, not a curated record. Gene Ontology annotation, biological process: lipid metabolic process.